AUGAAUGAUGAAGAAAAAGCACAUAUUUUAAUGGAACCUAUUUAUCCUGAAUCAGUAAAGAAUUACAUAAUUCGGCCUUUGAAACCCGCAAAAUUGAUUUAUAUAAUUAGCGAACUUGGCACCAAUGACAAAAUCGUAUUAAAAAAUUACAACCAUGGCCAUCUACUUCGAAAUAAGAGCGAAAAUACUGAUAAGGGAGGAGUGAUGACAGGAGCCGCAGUUUAUGAUAGUCCAUUUCUUAUUUAA
Messenger RNA from Dracunculus medinensis (Guinea worm), 246 nucleotides. The record is from the annotation of a GenBank genome assembly. NCBI's taxonomy places the organism in Eukaryota, Metazoa, Nematoda, Chromadorea, Rhabditida, Dracunculidae.